This is a messenger RNA of Vespula vulgaris, 6835 nucleotides long. It is a transcript of the gene Iml1, whose product is annotated as GATOR complex protein Iml1. The record is from RefSeq and is a predicted model, not a curated record. Lineage: Eukaryota; Metazoa; Arthropoda; Insecta; Hymenoptera; Vespidae. Gene Ontology annotation, biological process: negative regulation of TORC1 signaling; positive regulation of autophagy; cellular response to amino acid starvation. Gene Ontology annotation, molecular function: GTPase activator activity. The transcript has 23 exons. Gene Ontology annotation, cellular component: lysosomal membrane; GATOR1 complex. The coding region runs from base 154 to 5229 and encodes 1691 amino acids.
GAAAAUAAGAUCUCGAAUCAAAAUCCGCGAUGAUUGAAGCGCUACCUAGUGAUAAAUUUCAAAAGUUUUGUCAUUUACACAGAACGUAGAUAUAUGUCAUAUUACAAGUAUAUAUAUAAAAUUACAGCUGACCGCUAAAGUGAUGGGUUAAAAAUGAAGCUUUUUAAACUAAUUGUACAUCAAAAAAAUUUUAGUGGUGAAGAUUUAAUAAUUAACCCCAAAGAUUAUCCAGGCAUAAAAACUGGAGAUGUCGUUGAAAUUUAUCAUCCCGAAGAUGAGUUUAGCCGCUUACUCCUGCAGGUUACAUCUUUCAAAGAAGAUCUUCAGGGACGAGAAACAAUUAGUGUUGAAAAUAAUGUAGCAACGAUGUUUCAAUUAAGAACUUUUGCUGAUGUUUAUAUGAAUAUAGUAAAUCCAGAAGAUGUAGCAUUAGAUUCGGUUGAAUUAACCUUUAAAGAUCAAUAUAUGGGACGCAGUGAAAUGUGGAGAUUGAAAAAUAGCUUGGUGAAUACUUGCGUUUAUAUGAAUAAGAAGAUAGAAUUUUGUGGAGGUAGCAUUCGAUGUCAAGUAUACGAAAUGUGGUCUCAAGGUGAUAGAGUUGCUUGUGGUGUUAUUACUGAUGAUACUAAGGUAGUCUUUCGUUCUUCAACAAGUAUGGUUUACCUUUUUAUUCAAAUGAGCUCAGAAAUGUGGGAUUUUGAUAUUCAUGGUGAUCUUUAUUUUGAAAAAGCAGUAAAUGGAUUUUUAGCAGAUUUGUUUCAAAAAUGGAAGAAGAAUGGUAGUAAUCAUGAAGUAACAAUAGUUUUGUUUUCAAGAACAUUUUAUAAUGCCACACGUUUAGAAGAAUUUCCAAGUCAUAUGAAAGAGUGUUUACAACAUGAUUAUAGAGGUCGAUUUUAUGAAGAUUUUUAUAGAGUAGCAGUACAGAAUGAAAGAUAUGAAGAUUGGAGUAAUGUAUUGGUACAAUUACGUAAAUUGUUUACUGAUUAUCAAAAGAUUGUUUUGGAAUAUCAUCAAAGACCAGAUGUUAGUAUGCCAAAAGCAGUAAAUUCUACAGCAGCACAAGGAAAUUUUUUAGAAGUCUUAAACAUGUCAUUAAAUGUGUUUGAAAAACAUUAUCUUGACCGUAGUUUUGAUAGAACAGGUCAAUUGUCAGUUGUAAUUACUCCAGGUGUAGGUGUAUUUGAAGUUGAUAGAGAAUUGACAAAUGUUACUAAACAAAGGGUUAUUGAUAAUGGAGUAAACAGUGAUUUAGUUUGUGUUGGAGAACAACCAUUGCAUGCAGUUCCUUUAUUAAAGUUUCAUAAUAAAGAUACAUCUAUAAAUGCACCAGAUGACUACAGUAUGCCUCAUUGGAUUAAUCUUAGUUUUUAUUCAACAAAUAAAAAAAUACCUUAUUCUACCUUUAUACCACGCAUAAAAUUGCCUCAAAAGGUGUCAAAACAUUCUAUGGACAAUGGUAGAUUAAAUUGUAAAACUAAGCUUUUACAAGAAGACCCUAGAGAAUGCUUGCAUAAUUCUUUAUUUGAUUAUGAUGCUUAUGAUGCUCAAGUUUUUCAAUUGCCACAUGUUCAUACUUCAAGUAGUUUGCAAAGAGUUACUACAAGAACUAAAAAAACAAGUGUGGCAUGUAUUGAGACUCAUAAUAAUGCUCACAUAUUAAAGCUUUUAAAACGUAAAAUGUCAGAUCCUGAUAUUCAUCAUCCACCACCUGAAACACAUGCAUUAAUACCAGCAGCAGCAAGAAGUGCUGCAAUCACCAUACCCCAUCGGACAGAAAAUGUUGAAAAUAACGAUUCUAAUGAGGAAGCAAAUGUAUCAAGAACAUCUAUCAAAAGUGAUAUAACCGAUUCUGAAAUAUCACCACCAUUCAGACCAGUUGUUGGAAGUGCUGGUAGUCCAACUAAUUCAAUUUCUCAACCUACAAAUAUAGUUAGACCUAGCAGAGCACUUAUUAAUCCUUUUGAUCCUUCACAUGUUACUAUAAAAUUGACUAGUAAUAGACGCAGAUGGAGUCAUAUUUUUCCUAAAGGUCCAACGGGUGUUUUGAUACAACAACAUCACUAUCAAGCUAUUCCCACACAGUCACAUCCUGAACCCCAGAGUGAUACUACUUCAACAUUGAGUGGAUCUCCUAUGGAGCAGAUUACAACUAUUAGCAAUCCACAUCACAUAUCAAGAUCAGCUUCUCAAAUUGGAUUUCAAGAUCAUACAAAAGGGAAGUUUCAACGCAUAAAUUUGAUAGGUGGAGAUAGAGUGUCAAAUACUAAUUCAUCUGGAACUAAUAAGAGUUUAACUCUUUUAUGGGGUGCCACUGGUGAGCAGGAGUGGACACCAGCACUUACAACAGGUGUUGAUUGGAAGUCAUUAACAAUUCCAGCUUGUUUGCCUAUUACUACAGAUUAUUUCCCAGAUAAGAGGAGUUUACAAAAUGAUUAUGUAGUUUCGGAUUAUAAUCUGUUACCAGAUGAUGUAAAUGCGGAUUUUGCACAACAACGAGCGGUUUAUAAAAAACCUUUAACUACUGCAGAAGUUUUUAAAGAGCUCGUUUCACAAAGAUUGGCUCAAGGUUUUCAAUUAAUUUUAUUACCACCUAUUAAUAAAAAUCAAAGUAAUACACCUGGUAGUGGUACAAGUGCACCCAUAAGUUCUGUAAUGCGAGGAAGACAAACAGAAUCUGAACCAAAAGAAGAAUACUUGCUUAGCAUUGGACGAAUUUUUCAUAAAAUAUCACUUUAUGGUAACUCUAUAACAGUUACAAGAUACAGGCCAAGGCAUCCUUAUCCACCAUUUAAUAUACAUUAUCGAUAUAGAUUUCAUGCUCCUCAUCAUGAUACAUAUGAAGUAUCAUGGGUAUCUUUUACAACAGAAAAACUUGAAAAUUAUAAUUGGAACUAUUUAGAUCAUUAUAUAUGCACAAGAGGACAUACUGAUUUUGCUUUAGUAGAGACACUUAAAUAUUGGAGGUUCAGAGUAUUUUUGCUGCCAAUGAACAAUUUUGCAACUCGGAAAAUUUUAGAAGGUUCAUCAAAGUGUGAUAUAUAUACACCAGCUUCUGCAGCUGAGCAAGCUUCUCUUAUGGAUGGAUUUUUACGUUUUAUAGAAGGAUGGUUGAAUAAAAUACGACGUCCGCAUCCUAAUAAAAACUGGCAUGCUAUGUUUCAGAGUCCCACAGUUCUAAAUGGUGUUCCUCCAAGAGACCCUGCCUCUCAUUUGACCAGACGCAGGCACAGCACGAGCCUAAUAUUCCUCACUAACCAGACCAGUCUAGUCAGCAGCUCUCCCUUUAGAGAACGACUUGGAAGCAACCGUCUACCAGAGAAACCACGACCAAGAUCUGGUUCAAAAGUAAUGGACAGAGGAAGAGUAUCCCCUGCAAGUGAAGCAGUUCUUCCUCUUGCUUUGGAGCAACAACAACAAGAUCACUUUGAAACUAAUGAGGAUAGUGCUAACAUGGAAUUAACAAAGUUGAAAAGCAAUGCUACAAAUGCAGAAAUUUUGGAAGCUAUGAAACAUCCACAAACUGGAGUAGGAUUUCUUACACAACAUCCAUCUUUACCAAGUCAAACUUUUGUUAGUGCAGAUGCAGUUCAAUGGCUAAGUAAUAAUACAGAAGGUGGUGUUACUGUAGAAAGUGCCAUCAAUACUAUAAAAGGAAUGAUUCAAGAAACGCUUAUUUGUCAUGCAUCUGGAGAUUUUUCUAAACCUUUUAUAUUAGGAUUUUAUUUGUAUCAUAUAGUUCAAGAUAAGGAAAACCAAAAAGCUGCAGAUUAUUCACCACCUUUGGGUGACCUACAAAGUUUUGAAAAUGAGUGGGUGGAAGUUGAAAUGAAAGCUCCCAAAGGUUGGUGUGAACCAACUACUGCUGCUACUACUACCACUACUAGUACUACUACUACUACUAGUACUACUACUACUACUACUACUACUACUAGUACUACUACUACUACUACUACUACUAGUACUACUACUACUACUACUACUACUACUACUACUACUAGUACUACUACUACUACUAGUACUACUACUACUGCUGCUGCUGCUGCUGUUGCUGCUGCUGCUGCUGCUGCUGCUGCUGCUGCUGCUGCUGCUGCUGCUGCUACUACUACUACUACUACUACUACUGCUGCUACUGCUACUGCUACUAUGACUACUACUACUCCUACUAUUGCUGCUGCUGCUGCUGCUGCUGUUGCUGCUGUUGCUGCUGCUACUACUACUUCUACUACUACUACUACUUCUACUACUACUACUAAUUUACCAACAGUAUCAUCUCCUAUAUCUAUACCCAAUUAUGAUACUGUUGAUGAAUCGAAUGUACCACUAUUUUUAAGGGAUGACCUAGAUUUAACAAAUUUCUUGGAGGAAAAAGAAUUGAAUGGACCACCAUAUAAACACACACAUCUAGAUAUUGACAUCAAUAACAAAAGUGAUAGAAUAGAGUGGGGGCAUCUUAGGUAUCAAUCUGUAUAUAUGAUCGAUCAUUCUUACGAACUUGUAGUGCAAUGGGUAGCUUCGUCUGGUAGUAUUGUAGCUGAUCUUAUAUUCAUCUGGCAACGCAAGGCUCAAAUGUGCGGGAUUCAAAUGGUACCAAUUCCAAGUGAUUUGUUAGCCUUACCAUUUACUCUAAAGAGUGAUCCUUUAAGAGGUCCUAUCUUUAUACCACUCGAUACAGAAUGUCUUAUGGGAAAUAAAAAAUAUCUAUUUGAAGAAUUUCGUGAAGAUACGUAUGCUCAGAGAUUAUUCUUAUUCCAAGAGGCCAUAUUACGGAGAUUUGGUUUCAUACCAUGUUUGAUUGAAAAUUCUGAAGAUGAUCAUCAAUACGUUCAUGUGACUGGAAAUGCUUUUAUACUUGUACCAUCCACAAAAAGUAUCAGGCCACGUCAACGUACUGGCACGAAUAUAGUAAGACGAAGUACGGGACAAAAAAGAUACCCAGUACAUCCGGAACAACCAAGUCCACAUGAAGCAUAUAUCACGCGUCAUGUUAGUGGGAAAAGUAAAGAUGAUUAUAAUGUAGAUAGGCGAAUGGGAUUUCUUUGGUCAUGGAAUCAUAUGAUUAGCCGAAAGUGGAAAUCGUUAUCCACUUCAGCUGGCGAUGAAUUAUUUCAAAAAAAAAUUAUUCAAGAUUUUAAACAUUUUUGCUCAAACGGAGAUAAUAGGUUGAAGAAAUUUUGGGAUUCUUGUUGGGAGUUGAAAGAAAAAAGUUGUACACGUUUAAAGCAGUGAGAGGUAUAGAAUUAAGUUUUAUUAAAAAUGUAAAAAAUGAAUUUGUGGAUAUAUCAUUCAAGAGCUUUAAUAAUAAUUAAUAUUCGUUGAUUAUUUUUACUAUGACCACGUGACUAGAUCUCCCAUAUUAUUCCGAUUAUUGGUAAACAAAUAAUAAAUAAUGAAUUUUAGCUGUGAUCUAACUAUUAAGUCUUAAAAGUGAGGUAUAACGAUAAAAGUUCGAAAUAAUAAAGCAAAUAGUGUUAACUUAAUUUUGAAAAAGAUAAUUUUUAUAAAACACUUCUUUUUUUAUAUUUUGUGGCAAGAAUAUUGUCUUAAUACAAUUAUCGAUUCUAUUUCUUACUUUUGUUAUAAUAAUAGAUAUUUAUAUACGUAUUGUAAGUGAAAUAAACAUGUAUUAAAUCAUAGAGAAUCGUUUUACAUUUAUACAAAAAAAGUAUGAAUAUAAAAUAUAUGUCAUACUUUUCAUGCUAUAAAUACUAAACGAAUUAUAAUUCUUAAGAAUAUUUGAUGUAAUAGCGCUUUUUUACAGAUUACUUAUACUUUAACAUUAAGUACGCUGUCGACAUAAACUGCAUAUUAAAAAAAAAAACGAGGUAUAUCUCUAACAUUAUAUAUAUAUAUAUAUUAUUUGCGAAUGUAUUUGUAAUAAGUAAACAGUAAAUGUUAUAAGGCACUUCUUAUAGUAAAUAUGAAAAGUUUGUGCAAGUUUUUGAUGAAAGAAUUAACAUUGUAUAAUUAAAUUAAAGUAAGAGCCUAAACAAUCGCUGAUUGUUAUUAGUCAUUAAGUGCAACUUUGAGUUUCACUUAAUUCUAUAGGGCAAUUGCAAAUAUAAUGUAUAAUUUAAUUAAGCUCAAUAGUGUUUAGCAUUACAUCUAUACACGUCAUAACGUAAUAACAUUACUUAAUAUCCUAUUCUAGAAGGUGGAGUUGCAAAGUAUUUUUUGUUUUUUUUCAUAAAUGUGCGACUGAAAGAAAGUAAAAGAAAAAUGAAAAAAAUGCAUACAGCUAUAUGAAUGUAAAAAUAUAGGUAAUUAAAAGAUUUUAAACUGACCUGGAGGUAAGAGGCGUGUGGAAAAAUCCACGAGAUGCAGUACGUUUCAAAAGUGAUUCUGUAGAGGGAGUAUGUCUUAAUUCUCCUGUUUUAGGGGUACCAAUAUUGUUUAAAUUUUCAGGAUUAACAAAGUUGGCCCAAUAAUCAGAAGGAAUUUUUAACAAGCUCUCCACGAUCUGAAAAAUAUAAUACAAAUAUAUAAAAAUGUUAUCCUUUUGAUUAAUAUAAUGUAAACAUUAUAUAUACAUACUGCAACUUGAUUUUUUGUUUCACUAAGCAUAGAAGUAGGGGAUGGUUCUUGAGAGCUAAAACCAACUAAUGUUGGACCAAAUACUUUAGCAAGAUUACUUAUUGGCAUUUUACAUUCAGCGCUACUAGAUACUCGUUGUAAAUGUAAUAUAAGAAAAGCAAGUGUAUCUCGAUUAGGUUGUGGAAGUUCCGAAAUUGCUUGAUAAAGUGCUGCAUCUGCAUCUUCUUUAUCUGAAAUAGUAGUAGCGCGAACAAAAUCUGCCCAAAGUGCUACGGUGAUUAAAGGUUCCCGCAAAGAUCUA